Molecule: messenger RNA, 2260 nt
Organism: Salvelinus fontinalis (brook trout)
Lineage: Eukaryota; Metazoa; Chordata; Actinopteri; Salmoniformes; Salmonidae
Product: arf-GAP with dual PH domain-containing protein 1-like
Exons: 11
Coding region: 324-1529 (401 amino acids)
Biological process (GO): positive regulation of GTPase activity
Cellular component (GO): intracellular membrane-bounded organelle; plasma membrane
Molecular function (GO): GTPase activator activity; phosphatidylinositol bisphosphate binding
Source: RefSeq, a predicted model, not a curated record
UCUUCAUACCACUGGAGGUCUCACUGCGACUGCAGACACAUGAGUUGGAGGAGAAGGAGGGGAUGACACAGACUUCAGAUAAUGCAGUCAGCAAGACUUCGUAAUAGAGCUGUAGUUUACAAGAGAGAGACUUGUCAAACAUUCAAAUCAUCUCAUCCAAGCAGAUUUCUAAUAGGCUUUUUAUUGGCUUUUUUUGUUCAAAACCAGGAGCAUUUUUUUCAGCAUUUCGAGUAGCCUACAAGGUCACAAUUGUAUUUUUUGCUUUAUCCCAGUGAACGUGCUUUGUAUUGAAGUCUUUCGGGUUGGGUGGAGAUCAAACGGCGAUGGAGUCAGAGAGGAAUAAACGUCUCUUGCAAGAUGUCCUGGCCAGACCUGGAAACGAUGUAUGUGCAGACUGCGGCAAUGCAGGUUUGUCAUCUGAUUUCUUGGAGCCUGAGCAGGAGACUCUGGGCCAAUGGGAGAUCAGGGAGCCAGACUGGGCUUCAGUGACUCUGGGUGUGUUUGUGUGCCAGGGCUGUUCCCUCCUCCACAGAGGCAUCCCCCACAUCAGCAGGGUCAAGUCUGUCCAGCAGGAGACAUGGGACGCCUCAGAGGUCGAGCUAAUGGCUGCCAUGGGUAAUGAACCAGCCAAAGCCAAGUAUGAACAGAAGGUUCCAGCAUUCUACUACAGACCCAAACACACAGACUGCAAGCUACUGCGGGAGCAGUGGAUCCGAGCCAGGUACGAGAGGAACGAGUUUGAGUUCAUCGAGAAACAGGAGCCAUACUCUGCAGGGUACAGAGAGGGGUUUCUAUGGAAACGCGGGCGAGACAACGGCCAGUUCCUCAGCCGGAAAUUCAUCCUGUCAGAACGAGAGGGGGCGCUCAAGUAUUUCAACAAGCAGGACUUUGUGUAUCUCCCCCAGGCGCGGGACCCCAAGGCGGUGAUGAAGAUCGAGACUCUCAAUGCCACGUUCCAGCCGGCUAAGAUAGGCAACCCUUACGGCCUGCAGAUUACUUACCUGAGAGACAACAGCACCAGGAACAUCUUCGUCUACCACAGCGACUCCAAGGAAAUGGUGGACUGGUUCAACGCUAUCAGAGCUGCCAGGUUCCAUUACCUUCAGGUGGCCUUCCCUGGAGCCAGUGAUGAGGAGCUGGUGCCCAAACUUACACGUAGCUUCAUGAAAGAGGGCUUCAUGGAGAAGACAGGCCCAAAGCACACAGAGGGCUUUAAGAAAAGGUGGUUCACCAUGGACGACAGGAGACUCAUGUACUUCAAAGAUCCUUUGGAUGCCUAUGCAAGGGGAGAGGUGUUCAUCGGCAGUAAAGAGAACAGCUACACCGUGCUCCCAGGCCUUCCCACCUCAACACAGGGCUACCACUGGAACCAUGGCAUCACCAUAGUAACACCAGACAGGAAGUUCCUGUUUGCCUGCGAGACGGAGGCGGAGCAGAGGGACUGGAUCGCUGCCUUCCAGAGGGUCAUCAACAGACCCAUGAGACCACAAGAGUACGCAGUGGAGGCCCAUUUCAAACACAAGCCCUGAGACUGGAGCUCGAGCUGUCACUCUACUGGUCAGCUCAAGUCCCACCAAGAACAGAACAGACAGGAUUUCUCUGCAGAGACCCCAGAAGAACACACGUCUCUACUGUACCUGGAGCGAAGGAACGAGAUGAUAGAGAUGGAAGAAAUAGAUCAGAGAGGAGAGAGAAAAACAAUAAAAGGUCUUACUUCUCCACCUCUUCUGAACCUGAUGCCUUAACCAGGGGUUAGAGGUCAGGGGUCAGGGGAUUUGAGAGGAGAGAAAAUAACACUGAAAUAUCAAUUCCCCUGCUACCGCUCUCCACAUAGACUCUUCCACACUGCACCCCCGCUCUUAGUGUUGUGAGUGGUUCAUCCCUUGUUGUAUACUAAUGAGUCAUGUUCACUGUGUUUGUUGAGAGAAGUACUGUAAUUGUAAUUUAUUGAUUGGACAGUUUUGAUGACAGUGGAUUUAUGCAAUUUCUCUGAUUGUUCUAAACGUAUGCUUUUAGGCAGGGCUAUACGCAUCUCGUGGCUGUUUAUUUUGAAAUAUAAAUGUGAAUGUAAAUAUUUUGUUACUUCAUGCAACAGGGUUGUAAUUGAUUUAAUAUGAACUGAUUCAAUCAAAUUGUGUUUAUCAUUGAAAGACACUAGAUGGCACUCUAGGCCAUUGUCAUACAUCACCCAUGAUGUGCGUUGUCAUUCUAUUGGUCUGCCGCUGUAAUAAACUUGACAGGGAUCCAAGCUGAGAACAAU